Molecule: messenger RNA, 1953 nt
Organism: Drosophila ficusphila
Lineage: Eukaryota; Metazoa; Arthropoda; Insecta; Diptera; Drosophilidae
Product: beta-1,4-glucuronyltransferase 1
Exons: 4
Coding region: 256-1656 (466 amino acids)
Source: RefSeq, a predicted model, not a curated record
UUUUUAUCAAUGAGUAUAAAUCAUGCCAUCGUUUGCUACAUAAAAGGAGGGAAUAAUUUUUGUUUGGGAAAGCCCGUUGUCGAAGACUUUUUACCACGGGAGCACUUAAUGUGGGAUCUUAUCAGAUGAGUACAACAAUAAUUAGGGAUUAUACAAUCGAAAGUUUGUAUCUAAAACACUGUUUGGCAGAGAAGUGUUCCGUUUUUUGUGACCCGAAAACUGAGGAAAUCCUGGCUCCAAGUUCCUGAUCUCAACAUGGUGGUGUUAAACUGCGGGAACAAAAGAUAUAUCCGCCUGUGGCUAGUCCUCAUACUCCUCAGUAGUGCGCUGCUGCUCAUCUGGAGAAACCUGCAACAGGCUCAGAUGCUUUCACGGGCUCCCGAGCUCGGGAGUCUCAUUGGGGUUCCCCCAGACCUUCCCGCCGACAGCUACGAGGAGUAUGUGGAACUGCCAGGGAUCGCCCGCCGGGAGGACUCUCCCCGGACCCGGGACCUGCAGCUCCUGCUCAAGUGCCGGAACCGAUCGCUCCGGUUCCAGCGGCUUCAGCACGGCGAUUACUGGCUGCUCCAGAACCUCGUUAUUGGCCGAAAGAGCCGGCAUGUUGGCUGCGCCGAGACUGUGACGUACACCACCAAUGGGGACUUUACGUUCUUCGAUAAUCUGGAAACGGUGGUCUCGCGUUGGCGUGCUCCUGUGAGCUUUGCCAUCCAUGCACCCGGAUACGAUAUGAACACCGCCCUCGAUGCGAUUCGGUACGUGAGAAACUGUUUGCCGGGAAGCGAGGUCAUAAAAGACUGGGUCACCUUUCACGUGUACUUCCCCAACCGCCACAUGCCGGAGUACGUACCGUACGGGGAGCACAGGGCCCUGGGCCAGCCGUAUGCCUGCACCCUGGCCAACGGAACCCAGGUCCCGCCGCCCUACGCCCUCGUCCCCCGCAGCGAGAGCUACAAGGCGAGGGCCAACCUCAGCUACCCCAUCAAUGUGGGCAGGAACAUUGCGCGGCAGGCGGCCACCACCCACUUCGUGUUCGCCUGCGACAUCGAGUUGUACCCCAGCCUGGGCUUCGUUGACCAGUUCCUGGACAUGGUGGCCAGGAACCACAGUGUCCUGGCCCUGGACCCCAAGCAGCCGAGGAGGGUCUACCCGCUGCCCGUCUUCGAGGUCGAGUCGGGGGCGCCGGUGCCCAAGGACAAGGCCGAGUUGCUGGCCCUUUUUGGCAGCCAGCGGGCGCAGGUGUUCCACCUGAAGCUCUGCCCCACGUGCCACAUGAUUCCGGGCCAGAAGGAGUGGCUCAAUCAGACUUCCCGCGAAGGGGAGCGACUGCACGUGUUCAGCCACGCCGUCCGGAGAAACAAGUUCCGUGCCUGGGAGCCCUUCUACGUGAGCGACAACACGGAACCCUUUUUCGACGAACGGGUCACCUGGGAAGGACAAUCCAACAAGCGAAUACAGAAUUAUGCCAUGUGCCUGUUGGGCUACGAAUACCACGUUUUAAGUCCGGCGUUUUUAGUUCACAGUCCCGGCAUUAAGAAGUUUACCAAAAGUGACUCUGUUCGUCUUAAACUCGCGAAAGAUAUGACUAAAUUUAUCAAGGACAAAAUCGAACCCGAGUAUCGUGUCCUGUUCGGACGAAAUUCUGCCUGCAAGACGUGACAUUCAUUUGUUAUAAAAAACAGAGUAAACAUUAUUACGAACCGAAUUGCCUUAAAUACUGCAACUAUAUUUAUCUUAGCAUUUUAUGUGAGUCAGACUAAAGAAAAUCCGUGACUUAAGCUUUAGAAUAUACGUAGGAUAUUAGCUAUAAUAGUUAGGUAUUUUACAUUAAAAUUUUAAUUUUUAAGACUCAAAUUUUACAUUUUGUUACUAAUGGCUAUUUCGUCACUAUUUGCUCUCUAUUACUAAGUGUUGGACGAUUAAAAUACACAAUAACACAUGUCGAUUUUACUGUAA